UCCCUCCCUCUCCAAAACCUCAGGGCCUUAAAAAAAUGUCCCCAAAAAUCCAAAGGAAAUGCCACUCAUUCAUUUAUGUUUAUGAUUAUUAUGCUAGCUGCAUGUUGCAUUCUGAUUCCUGUUUCUCCUGCAGCUGCCCAUGUACUCCUGCUGCCCUGCUCACUUCCCUUUAAUAUAUCUCUUUACUGUUUUUUUAGGACUCCCGAGAUUUAUUUGCCCUAAAUAUUAAGGGAUCAUUGCAGUUGUAGGUUGUUUGUUGGGUUGGUUGUUGGUGUUUCCAUUUUCUUUUUCUUUUUUCAUUUUUUUCCUUGGGAUUUGGUUUCUGGUUUUGGGUUUCUCUCUCUAAUUACACACAUAUUUUAGGGUACCCUAUAUUUGGGAGGGGAGGUCGCAUUGAGAGAAUGGCACAAUUACCUCCUAAAAUACCAAGCAUGACACAAAAUUGGCCAUCCUUCCCUCACCAAAAGCUACCCGCCAUGGCCAAUUUCAUCCCCACCACGACGACCACUUCUGCCGCCGCAAUUCAACCCUCGUCCAACCAACCGAACCAACAACAACAAUCCUCGUCGUGCAAUUGGAUGGACGAGUUCCUCGACUUCUCCUCCGCCAGGCGCGGGGCCCAUCGGAGGUCUGCAAGCGACUCCAUUGCCUUUCUCGAGUCCCCGUUGAUACUUGACGAGGAAUGCAGGAAUCCUACCGCCACCAUGAUGCAUCAUCACGGAUCCACCAACAACCUUGGCUUCGACAGACUGGACGACGAGCAGCUCAUGUCCAUGUUCUCCGACGACAUGUCCGUGACCGUGCCACCUACCAUCUCGUCGUCCAACCCGUCCACGCCGUCCGACCAGAACAGCAAUAACGACGAGAACAAUAUUAAUAAUGUCAAUAAUAAUAACAUGAAGCCAUUGAUGCUUCAUUUGGACCAGCAGCAGCAGCCUAAAACGGAGCCCGGAGAGGUUGAAAGCUCGUCGUGCGAGGCUGACGCUAAUGCUCAAUCUCAUCCGCCACCGCCCACCUCCCCGGCUGACCCCAAGAGGGUCAAAAGGAUUUUGGCAAACCGGCAAUCAGCACAGAGGUCGAGAGUGAGAAAAUUGCAAUAUAUUUCGGAGCUUGAGCGCAGCGUUACAACAUUACAGUCGGAGGUAUCGGCGCUGUCACCAAGGGUUGCAUUUCUAGACCACCAAAGGUUGAUUCUAAACGUUGAUAAUAGUGCUCUCAAGCAACGGAUUGCUGCUUUGGCUCAAGACAAGCUUUUCAAAGAUGCUCAUCAAGAGGCACUAAAGAAGGAAAUAGAGAGGUUAAGGCAGGUCUAUCACCACCAAACCCUAAAGAAGAUGGACAACCAAGGAAACCGAAACCAAAACGCUCAACAGCAUCAACAGCAACAGCAGCAGCAGCAAUCAAACCCAGACAUCAUGGUCUGUACGGAUCACAAUGAGCAGCAAAUUCCCAAUUGAAGUCGAAGAUGCAUCGUGAAUGAUAUAAUAUACAAUGCAGAAUGCAGAUGCAUAUAGUGGCAUAUAAUGCUAACUUUGGCCUUACAUUCACGUGAAGUGUUUCCACUUAUAUGCGCUAUAUGUGGUACCCCUGACAAUGUAGUGAGAUUGGAGGCUAGAACAUGGACACGUGGACUGCUUGGAUAGGGUGCUGAAAACAUUUUUUUUUAUUUUCAGUAAUCAAUUAUUUUUGUUGGGGA
Molecule: messenger RNA, 1696 nt
Organism: Pyrus x bretschneideri (Chinese white pear)
Lineage: Eukaryota; Viridiplantae; Streptophyta; Magnoliopsida; Rosales; Rosaceae
Product: basic leucine zipper 34
Exons: 4
Coding region: 402-1457 (351 amino acids)
Biological process (GO): positive regulation of DNA-templated transcription
Cellular component (GO): nucleus
Molecular function (GO): DNA-binding transcription factor activity; DNA binding
Source: RefSeq, a predicted model, not a curated record